UAUUGUUCCGCCCCCGGCCUCCCGCCCUUCCCCUUCCCGCCCGCUCCCCUUUUCCCCUCAGUCGCCUCGCGCCUGCAGUUUUUGGCUUUCACCCCCACCAGUGACCAAAGACUUGACCACUCAAAGUCCAGCUCCCCAAAACACUGCUCGACAUGGACACCGGUGUGAUUGAAGGUGGAUUAAAUGUCACUCUCACCAUCCGGCUACUUAUGCAUGGAAAGGAAGUUGGCAGUAUCAUCGGAAAGAAAGGAGAAUCAGUUAAGAAGAUGCGUGAGGAGAGUGGUGCACGUAUCAACAUCUCAGAAGGGAAUUGUCCUGAGAGAAUUAUCACUUUGGCUGGACCCACUAACGCCAUCUUCAAAGCCUUCGCUAUGAUCAUUGACAAACUGGAAGAGGACAUUAGCAGCUCUAUGACCAAUAGUACAGCUGCCAGUAGACCCCCAGUUACCCUGAGGCUGGUGGUCCCUGCUAGUCAGUGUGGCUCUCUCAUCGGGAAAGGUGGUUGCAAGAUCAAAGAAAUACGAGAGAGUACAGGGGCUCAGGUCCAGGUGGCGGGGGAUAUGCUCCCCAACUCAACUGAGCGGGCCAUCACUAUUGCUGGCAUUCCGCAAUCCAUCAUUGAGUGUGUGAAACAGAUCUGCGUGGUCAUGUUGGAGGUAAGCCCUCAGGCUCAUGCUGAGAAUGGGGGGAGGGGCGUGACCAUCCCGUACCGGCCCAAGCCGUCCAGUUCUCCAGUCAUCUUUGCAGGUGGUCAGGACAGGUACAGCACAGGCAGCGACAGUGCGAGCUUUCCCCACACCACCCCGUCCAUGUGCCUCAACCCUGACCUGGAGGGACCACCUCUAGAGGCCUAUACCAUUCAAGGACAGUAUGCCAUUCCACAGCCAGAUUUGACCAAGCUGCACCAGUUGGCAAUGCAACAGUCUCAUUUUCCCAUGACGCAUGGCAACACCGGAUUCAGUGGCAUUGAAUCCAGCUCUCCAGAGGUGAAAGGCUAUUGGGCAGGUUUGGAUGCAUCUGCUCAGACUACUUCUCAUGAACUCACCAUUCCAAAUGAUUUGAUUGGCUGCAUAAUCGGGCGUCAAGGCGCCAAAAUCAAUGAGAUCCGUCAGAUGUCUGGGGCGCAGAUCAAAAUUGCGAACCCAGUGGAAGGAUCUACUGAUAGGCAGGUUACCAUCACUGGAUCUGCUGCCAGCAUUAGCCUGGCUCAAUAUCUAAUCAAUGUCAGGCUUUCCUCGGAGACGGGUGGCAUGGGGAGCAGCUAGAACAAUGCAGAUUCAUCCAUAAUCCCUUUCUGCUGUUCACCACCACCCAUGAUCCAUCUGUGUAGUUUCUGAACAGUCAGCGAUUCCAGGUUUUAAAUAGUUUGUAAAUUUUCAGUUUCUACACACUUUAUCAUCCACUCGUGAUUUUUUAAUUAAAGCGUUUUAAUUCCUUUCUCUGUUCAGCUGUUAAUGCUGAGAUCCAUAUUUAGUUUUAUAAGCUUCUCCCCCCCCCCUUUUUUUUGGCUCAUGAAUUUUUUUUUCUGUUUGUCAUGGAAAUGUAAGAGUGGAAUAUUAAUACAUUUCAGUUUAGUUCUGUAAUGUCAGGAAUUUUUCAAAAAAAUUAAAAGAUGGACUGGAGCUUUUUCUUUGUGAAUAGAAACUGGA
Molecule: messenger RNA, 1649 nt
Organism: Neomonachus schauinslandi (Hawaiian monk seal)
Lineage: Eukaryota; Metazoa; Chordata; Mammalia; Carnivora; Phocidae
Gene: PCBP2
Product: poly(rC) binding protein 2
Exons: 15
Coding region: 153-1265 (370 amino acids)
Biological process (GO): regulation of RNA metabolic process; regulation of gene expression
Cellular component (GO): nucleus; nucleoplasm; cytoplasm
Molecular function (GO): single-stranded DNA binding; mRNA binding
Source: RefSeq, a predicted model, not a curated record